Messenger RNA from Poecilia latipinna (sailfin molly), 1980 nucleotides. It is a transcript of the gene mettl3, whose product is annotated as methyltransferase like 3. The transcript has 11 exons. Gene Ontology annotation, biological process: mRNA modification; RNA methylation. Bases 140 to 1903 code for a protein of 587 amino acids. NCBI's taxonomy places the organism in Eukaryota, Metazoa, Chordata, Actinopteri, Cyprinodontiformes, Poeciliidae. Gene Ontology annotation, molecular function: mRNA m(6)A methyltransferase activity. The record is from RefSeq and is a predicted model, not a curated record. Gene Ontology annotation, cellular component: RNA N6-methyladenosine methyltransferase complex; nucleus.
AACAGUAUUUCAUUCCGGCGCUUUUUUUUCCUGUGCACCACUCAUACUUCUCUGUCUGGAGCGCGGAUUAUUUUCACCCUGUGUUUUGGUCCACUGUGACCAAUUUCUGUGAUCGCACAGCUCGGUGAUCGAGCUCAUCAUGUCAGACACAUGGAGUAACAUUCAGGCCCAUAAGAAGCAGCUGGACUCGCUGCGGGAAAGGCUGAAGCGACGGCGGAAGGACCCGGCGCAGCUGUCCGGGACGGACGGCGGGCUCAGCGCUGAGGGUUCCACAGCCAGGAGCGACAGCCCAGCUCCAUCAGCUCCCUCUACUUCUCAGGGGGAGACGGAGCAGCCACCGGACCCUGAGCUGGAGAAGAGGCUGCUGGGAUAUCUCUCCGAUCUGAGCCUCUCGCUGCCCACAGACUCGCUGGCCAUCACAAAUCAGCUCAACAGUGCGGAAGGUACGGUUACUCACGGAUGCAUCCAGAGUCUGCUGCUCAAGUUCUCCGCCCAGGAGCUCAUCGAGGUCCGGCAGCCUACCUCCAUCUCCUCCUCUUCCACAACUUCUUCUCCGCCCACCACCGUCGUCGUGGCUGUGGACCACACAAAACUGUGGGCCAUGAUUGGCUCUGUGUCCGGAGCCCAAAGAGCCGGGGUCAAGAGAAAAGCCGAAGACCAGACCCUCGGCGGCUUUUCGCCUAAACUUCAGAGCUCCGCGUCUCCUCCUCACGCGUCCUCCUCCUCCAUUACGCCGGCUUCCUCGCUGCAGCUGGCGGGAUCUUCGGCGGCAGGAAGCGGAGCCGAGAAGAAGGGCCGCAGCAGCAAGAGCCAGUCGUCUCACGUGGACAUGGAGAUCGAGAGUCUCCUGAACCAGCAGUCCACCAAGGAGCAGCAGAGCAAGAAGAUGAGUCAGGAGAUCCUGGAGCUCCUUAAUGCCAGCACAGCCAAGGAGCAGUCCAUCGUGGAGAAGUUCAGGUCUCGUGGUCGAGCUCAGGUCCAGGAGUUCUGCGAUCACGGGACAAAAGAGGAGUGCGUCCGCUCUGGGGACACACCGCAGCCCUGCACGAAGCUCCAUUUCCGCCGCAUCAUCAACAAGCACACGGACGAGAGCCUCGGCGACUGCUCCUUCCUCAACACCUGUUUCCACAUGGACACCUGCAAGUACGUGCACUACGAGAUCGACAGCCCCCCCGAGGCCGAGAGCAGCCUGAUGGGGCCCCAGUCGGGGACCCCGGAGAUCGGGCUGCACGCCGAAGACGCCGACAGCAACGUGGGCAAACUCUUCCCGUCGCAGUGGAUCUGCUGCGACAUCCGCUACCUGGACAUGUCCAUCCUGGGGAAGUUCUCCGUGGUGAUGGCCGACCCUCCCUGGGACAUCCACAUGGAGUUGCCGUACGGGACGCUGACCGACGAUGAGAUGAGGAAACUCAGCAUUCCCGCCCUGCAGGAUGACGGUUUCCUCUUCCUCUGGGUCACUGGGAGAGCAAUGGAGCUGGGCCGGGAGUGUCUCAGCCAAUGGGGCUACGAGCGCGUCGACGAGAUCAUUUGGGUGAAAACCAACCAGCUGCAGCGAAUCAUUCGCACCGGCAGGACGGGCCACUGGCUGAACCACGGGAAGGAGCACUGUCUGGUGGGGGUGAAGGGAAGCACGCAGGGGUUCAACCGAGGUUUGGACUGCGACGUCAUCGUGGCCGAAGUCCGCUCCACCAGCCACAAACCAGAUGAGAUCUAUGGCAUGAUCGAGCGGCUGUCGCCCGGCACCAGGAAGAUCGAGCUCUUCGGACGACCUCACAACGUCCAGCCCAACUGGAUAACCCUGGGGAACCAGCUGGACGGCAUUCAUCUUUUGGACCCGGAGGUCGUGGCCCGCUUUAAGGAGCGAUACCCAGACGGAGUCAUCUCCAAGCCACACACACAGUGAGGAUGCCACUGUGUGUGUGUGUGUGGAGUUUGAUUUAGGACUGAUUUCUUUUUUUAAUUUUAAUUUUUUUUUUAUAA